AAGGUGUCCUUGGAUAGCCUUUGAAGUCUAUUUUCAUAAUUGAGUGGUCUCUGUUCGAGAGGAGUGAGUAAUCAUCCAAAAAUCGAUCUGAAGCGAGCAGUGGUCUGUGAAUUCGAGCUGUGAGAGUGCUGAGACUGUUUGGUUGAUAUCUCGAGUUUUACCAAUCCAAUUAAGGCGUGUGAGAUACCAAAAGAAAUCUCUCAAGACGAGGAAUCCGUGAAGGUCUGGUUUGCAUCAAUCGGAGUAGAGGAAGGCUUCCAAAUCGUCCGAGCAAAACACAACCUCGCAGAAACGGAUUUACUCUUCUAAAGAAUCGAGUUAGCCGGAAAACACCCGUUCUAGGGGCUGUUUUCGUAUCAACGAUUAGGGGUUGAAAUAGCAACUUGAGGAAGCUGUUUAAAACCCAUUUUCAAGCAAGGAACCAGUUCUCAAUCUUCCUUGGCCGAGGCUUUGGUCAUUGGAUCGAGAAGGAAGGUUUUAAAGCUCAUUUGAGGUUGAGGCUAGAGCUUGCUUCCUGUGCUCGUUGCUCGAGAGAUCAUAUAGGAGGGAAGACUUGGUUCGUGCUUCCUCCAUUCUGUUUUUAAACAUUAAUAAACAUGCUCAUGGAUAUUUUACUGUAGAGCCUGUGUGCUCAUGAAUAGCCUUGUGUGGCCCCUUUCGUUUUAAAUAAUGUUUUCCGCUGCGUUACGAAUUACUUAUUAUGUUUGUUUAUGGAUGUGUAUGUGUGAAUGAUAUUCAAGACGCCUUGUAUAUUAUGAAUGUGUUGGACUGCGGUUGACUAUUCAUAUUGUACGGCGGGUUGUUGACGUGUCCGGAUAGGUCCGGGGCGUGACAGCUUUUGCCAGGAAGUUUAAGAAGUUUAUAAAGAAAGAUGGAAGGAGUCCAUCUUCUAGCAGAAGACCCCAUCAGAAGACCAAGUCUUCUGAGAGCAAUGGAGAGUAUCUCUGCUACAACUGCAGACAACCUGGGCACUUCAAAGCAAACUGCCCCUAUCCAAGAGUGUCCAAGAAGCAAUGACAUGAAGAAGAAAAGAAGCCAGAUGAUCAACACAGAAGAAGAAGAGCAUUUGUCUCAGAACAAGUUGAGAGAGAUCCACUCUCUGAAUCAGAGUCCAGUUCAGACUCCGACUCUGAUGAAGCAUUCUGCUGCUUGGAUGCAGAAACUGAAGACCUUUGCCUCAUGGCACAAUCAGAUGAUGAGGUAUGCUCCACUUCUGAUUCCAUUUCUUCUUCGGUAGGCACAGCCCUAAAUGAUGAUCCAAUGUCAUCAUUUUGGGAAGAGUUCCAAACUAUCCAAGCCACUUAUUCUUUUGUUAAAGAUGAGAACAGUAGGCUGAAAGUUGAUAUCUCUGAUCUAAGGAAAGAGACUGAGUGUAAACUUAAUCUCUUAACUGAGGAAAGAGACAGACUGAAAGCUGAAAAUGAGUCUCUUCUGAAAAGAAUAAGAGACAUUGAGGAACUUGAGAGUAGAUAUAAUAGUCUUCUGAAGAUGCAAUCUUCCAUGAAGAAUAUUGGUGACUCUCAUAACUUCACCUCUGGUCUUGGAUAUGUUGAACCAGAGUCUGGUGAGCCUUCUGUAAGGCCUAGCACCAAAGUUGCUAAGGCUAAAAAGGUCAUAGUGACACAGACUCUGAGCCCCAAUUGUCAUGCUAGUACUUCUGGUACUAAAGUUGUUCAUGAGAAGGUCAUACCAGAGAAACAAACUCUAAAGGCCAAACCAAAACAAAGUUUGAAAACUAAUGAAUCUGGCAGAAACUCUAACCAAAGGAAGAGUUUUCAGAAAAAUAAUAAUCAAAGGCCUAACUCCAUCAGACAAUCUCAUGACAACAGUAUCAGAAACUGCUAUCAGAAAGGCAG
This is a messenger RNA of Cuscuta epithymum, 1856 nucleotides long. Lineage: Eukaryota; Viridiplantae; Streptophyta; Magnoliopsida; Solanales; Convolvulaceae. The record is from the annotation of a GenBank genome assembly.